UAUUUUACGUUGAAGUGUUAUUAGAGUUGUCAAAAUCUGCAACUUUUUUCUAUUUUGGAGCACUUUCUUCCUCUUGGAAGAUAUUAGAAAACAAAGUGAGGGUUAUUGAUCAAACUGACUGGUAAUGAGCGCCAACAGGCAAGGAAGCUCAAGAAAUGGCAGACGAACUUCGUCUGGGACUCCCAAGUCGCCUUCUUCGGGAGGAUUAACUUAUCCUACGAUACGACAAAGAGGUUAUUACUCUGAUAUUCUAGGAGGAGGAUCAAAAACAGAGCUUGGGAGUAUUACUGGUGGUCCAGCAGCCUCCAGAAGUACAUUAUGGAAAACUGCCAAAGUGAAGCAUAUGCCAGAGGUUCAAACAUUCAAGGGACCUAUGUCUUCUCAAGCAUUAAGCUCACUCUUAAAGGAUCAAGUUCAUGGGCCAACUACAGCACCUAUAACAGUUUCUGACUUUCCUGAAAAAUCUUGGGAGCCUAAGGUUCAACUCCCAUACAAGGCAGAGCCAGGUCAAGUUCCUAGAAAAAUUGAGAUUGAAAGACAAAAGCGUGUAUUUUCCAAACAAGAUAUAAACACACUACUGGAAGAGCUUGGAGUUAAGACAUCUGAGCUUAUGCCCAAAGGAGACUACAACAUGAGAGUGAAUCUCACAGGACCUGAUGCUGCCCCAUUUCCUGCCUUCCUACCCCUUUAUAUAUUUGAUGACACAGAAUUUGAUUGCCGCAAUCCAAAAGAGUGGCUGGAACUGGGUUUAGUUGAUGGUAAACAACAUCCAGUACCAGGAAAAGCACUGUUGUUGAGAGAAAGCAGUAAAAAUGGCAACAAAUAUGCAUGGACAGAUGUUGGUACUCUAGAUUACAAUGAUGUGAAACAGUUAUUUUUAGUACAAGUUGUUGGUACAGGAGGCCUCCAGCACAAUGUUGUCCCAACAGCUAAUGGAUUGGUGGAAAAUGGUACAGUGAAUGGUGAAGCACAUGACAAUGAGGAACCAAAAGGGAAACGUUCCAAAGUUGAAGGUUCGCAGUUUUGGGUUCCAAGAAUACAGCUAUUGUUUGCUGCUGAGGAUCCAAUUAACUUUGCUGAAAGAGUAUCCAAGGCAUAUGCCCUGCGCUGUGAAACAGAGGCUCUACUCAGAUACAAUCUGUAUGUUGAUUGCAUGCCUGUGGAUGGAGUGGUCAGGCUUGAUCCCAGCUCAUUAGAGAGAAUGAUCACCUGGGCUAAAGGAACUAGAACACUGAAGAGCGACAAAAGCUUAGAUGAACAUGUACACUUAUUGUCUAAAGAAAUCCAAGUUGACUUCUCACGGAGCAUGAACAGAAUCACAUUUGACAGGAUAGUCAGUAGUAAACCAGAAACGUACCCCUUUGUAACUCUUCCUCAAGAAGAGGAGCAGGUGAUUCCUGAACGAGGAUUCCACCCAGAUGUUCCUUUAUAUCCUUUUGAUGAGAAGUUUGAUGACUUUGCUUUCAACUGUUUGCUGACCAGAGAGGAAGCCAUAGUGGCUAUGGCUAAAGUGAGAACUGAAUGCAAUAAAGUUGCCAGCAUGUCAGUGUUCCAGGUUCCUGUGUCAAAAAGUAUGAAGCUGGAAGAAUUUGAGCAAACACAAGCCCAAGUCAGCACACAGGUACAAAUAUUUUUGCGGGACAGCUGGUUAAACACCCUCAGAACAGCCAUUCGCAGCAGCCUGUUGGAUGUGGGAAAGGGAUGGUUUAACAUGGAGGAAAGGAACUGGGAAGUUUACCAAAUCUCCAAGCUGGCCAAAUUUAUGCAGCUGGUGAAAUUUGCCAUGCAGGAUUCACUGCGUUACUUGGUACAGGACUCCUUGGCAGCAUUUACUCAGAUGAUCCAAGAUGCCACCUACAGUGUGAUGGACCUAGGGGAGGACUUUGAUUGGGGUGCAGAUAUCAUAAACAGUAAUUAUAAACCCAAAAAGAAUGCCUUAUUCAUGCUGGACUUGACAAUGGAGAAGGCAGGAGUUCAGUACAACACUGAUCUGGAGAGCUUUGGCCGAGUGGUGAUUGCGCUGUUUGACAAGGGCAUCACGUGUACAAAAAGUGUCCCACAGCUAGAGAAAAUGGUGAUUGAAGGCUUAUUCUGGAGUGGAACACCUCUGCUUGAGUCUGUUGGCGAGAAUGAACCAGAGGUGGUGAAACUAAGAGAAACUGUACGGCAGGCGAUCAAAAAGUCGCUAAUCCCACUAAGAGCUUAUGCCAAGCAAUACGAACAGUACUUGGAGUUGUUUAAUCUUGAUGUAAAUCAGUAUCUUCUUGAAUACGAUUCACAAGAACGAUCUGCAUCAGAAGUGAAACAAGAGAUUGAACGACAUCUAAAGGAUAAGGAGACUUUGGAAAACUCUCUGCCAUCGAGCAUCGUGAUUGGUCCAUACUGGAUCUCCACAGAAGGGGUCAAACAGGCUCUUGCAAAGAAACGGAAAGCUCUGGCUAAUGCUGUUAUUGAACUGUUGGCCAAGAAACUUCGUAAACAGGCUGAUAUGGUCUGUGAGGAGUUCAAGACUAUUGCACGACAGUUGUACGACAAACCAAACAGCAUUGAAGAACUAGCAGACCAAAGAGAAUAUAUGAAGCAGAUUCCGGAACAGCUGAAGAAGAAUCAGGAACUGAUUGACAAGGCCAUGAUCGACUAUGAACUAAUUGAAGAAUUUAAUUACAACAUAUCAGCGGAGGAUUUCAAUGCCAAGUGGACUUGUAUCGGUUGGCCCCAUAAAAUCCAACAGCAGAUGGAAGCGACUGAAGCCAACCUAGAAGCUGAUGAGGAGAGAUUCCAGAAGAAUCUGCUAGCAGACCAGAACACCUUCCAAGACAGACUGGAUUCACUGAAUAUGGCUGUAGCAGGAUUUGCUGCUCACACGGACCUCAGUAAAUCACAUGAGGUGGCGAAUGAGGUGCGACGUCUGACUAAACAGCUGAAGGAAUGCCAGACGCUUGCCACCACCUACAACAACAGGGAGAGGCUGUUUGGGCUCCCUGUCACAUCUUACGACAAGCUUGGCCGUCUGAUUAAGGACUUUGAACCUUUUAAGAAUAUGUGGCUUACAGCUUCUGACUGGCAGAAAUGGUACGACAGCUGGAUGAACGAUCCACUCACAACAAUCGACGCCGAACAACUAGAACAGAAUGUAAGUAAUGCGUUCAAGACGAUCUUCAAGUGCGUCAAGCAUUUCAAAGAGAUCCCAGCUUGCCAAGAAGUAGCCAUGGAGGUAAAAGACAAGAUUGAGAACUUUAAGCCUUACAUUCCACUCAUUCAAGGCUUAAGAAAUCCUGGAAUGCGAAGCAGGCAUUGGGACCAGUUAUCCAAAGAGCUUGGUUUUCCAAUCGUAGCAAAUGCAGCGCUGACGUUUACAAAGUGUUUAGAGAUGAAGCUACAAGAUCACAUUGAGGUUAUUGCUAAAGUAGCUGAGAUCGCUGGUAAAGAAUACUCCAUUGAACAGGCGCUUGACAAGAUGGAGUCAGAAUGGAAGCCAGUCAUGCUGGAGGUCAUGCCUUAUAAGGAAACAGGCACUUUUAUCAUGAAAGUCAGCGACGACUGCUCUCAGCUGUUGGACGACCACAUUGUGAUGGCUCAAAGUAUGUCGUUUUCACCGUACAAGAAGCCUUUCGAGGAGCGAAUCACCACUUGGGAGAGCAAGCUGGUGAUGACACAGGAUGUUAUGGACGAGUGGCUACAGUGUCAGCGCCAGUGGCUGUAUCUGGAGCCCAUCUUCAGUUCGGAGGACAUCAACCGACAGUUGCCAGUUGAAAGCAAGAGGUAUCAGACCAUGGAGAGGAUAUGGAGGAAAGUGAUGAACAGUGCUAAGGGAAAUCCACAGGUUAUCUCUCUGUGCCCAGAUGCCAGACUUCUGGAGAGUCUUCGUGAAUGUAACAAGCUGUUAGAACAGGUUCAAAAAGGACUCAGUGAAUACCUGGAGACGAAACGUUCAGCUUUUCCCAGAUUUUACUUCCUAUCAGAGGACGAACUUCUCGAGAUUUUGUCUCAGACGAAAGAUCCCACUGCUGUACAGCCUCAUCUGCGCAAGUGCUUCGAGAAUAUCGCUAAGCUUUCAUUCGAGGAAGACCUGCGCAUUUCUUCCAUGUUCUCUGGCGAGGGAGAAUGUGUCCCAUUCAGCAACAGUCUGUACCCUACAGGAAAUGUGGAGGAUUGGCUACUGGAAGUGGAGAAUACCAUGAGAGGGAGUUUGCGAGAAAUUUUACACAGAGCUUUAACACUGUAUCCAGAGACUCCUCGGACCGAGUGGGUGUUACAGUGGCCUGGGCAAGUAGUUAUCGCUGGAGCCCAGACUCACUGGACCAAAGAAGUAUCAGAAGCAUUGAUUGAGAACAAGAUAGACGAACUUUAUAAGGGCUUAAUGGCUCAGCUCAACGAUCUCGUAACCCUGGUGAGAGGAAACCUCAGUAAGCUUGCACGGAUGAUUCUUGGGGCUCUUAUCGUGAUUGAGGUGCAUGCUUGCGAUGUGGUAGCAAAGAUGAUCUCGGAGAAAGUCAAGAAUGUAAAUGACUUUGAGUGGAUCAGCCAGUUGAGGUAUUACUGGGAAGACGACAUGAUUAUCCGCGCGGUCAAUGCACAGUUUGACUAUGGCUACGAGUACCUAGGGAAAACAGGUCGGUUGGUCAUCACCCCCCUGACAGAUCGCUGUUAUUUAACUCUUACUGGAGCUCUACAUCUGAAAUUUGGAGGGGCACCCGCUGGUCCUGCUGGAACGGGAAAGACAGAGACCACAAAGGACUUAGGUAAAGCCAUGGCAGUUCAGUGUGUUGUAUUCAACUGUUCUGAUCAGCUGGAUUUCAUGGCCAUGGGCAAGUUCUUCAAGGGUUUAGCCAGCGCCGGUGCUUGGGCCUGCUUUGAUGAGUUUAAUCGUAUAGACGUAGAAGUAUUGUCUGUGGUAGCACAACAGAUUUCCACCAUCCAACAAGCUUUGGAAGCGAGGGCUGAACGCUUCAUGUUUGAAGGAGUUGAGCUGGCACUGAAACCCUCAUGUGCUGUGUUCAUUACAAUGAAUCCUGGAUAUGCUGGAAGAACAGAACUUCCGGAUAAUUUGAAGGCUUUAUUCCGUCCUGUGGCCAUGAUGGUUCCAGAUUACGCGCUGAUCGCCGAGAUCAGUCUCUUCUCAUUUGGUUUUUCUGAAGCUAAAGCUCUAGCGAAAAAAAUUACCACCACGUUCAAGUUGUCAUCAGAACAACUCAGUUCUCAGGAUCACUACGACUUUGGUAUGCGAGCUGUGAAGACUGUCAUAUCGGCUGCUGGAAACCUGAAGAGAGAAAAUCCAGAGAUGAGCGAGGAACUUAUUGUACUGCGUGCCAUACGAGAUGUAAAUGUGCCGAAGUUUUUGCAAGAUGACUUGAAACUAUUCCGUGGAAUAGUUUCUGACCUGUUCCCUAAAGUCAAAGAACAACCUAUUGAUUACGGUGACCUGGAAGAUUCCAUCCGUAAGACCUGCCUGAAAAUGGGACUUGAAGAUGUAGAUGGAUUUGUGACCAAGUGUAUCCAGCUGUACGAGACAACAGUAGUCAGACAUGGGCUCAUGUUGGUGGGUCCUACUGGAUCAGGGAAAACAAGAUGUUACGAAGUGCUCAAGAAAGCUUUGACGUCACUGAAAGGUAAAGAUUCACCAGCAGGGACUCCGUAUGAAGAGGUCCACACGUUUGUGCUGAAUCCCAAAUCCAUAACAAUGGGACAGCUCUACGGAGAGUUUGACUUGUUGACUCAUGAAUGGACCGAUGGUAUCUUGUCUUCUAUGAUACGGGUUGGCAGCUCAAGCACAACUAGUGACAAGAAAUGGUACUUGUUUGACGGGCCCGUAGACGCCGUGUGGAUUGAAAACAUGAACACCGUGCUUGAUGAUAACAAGAAACUUUGUCUUACAAGUGGAGAGAUCAUCAAAUUAACUGAGGCAAUGACGAUGAUGUUCGAAGUCCAGGACCUUGCCGUUGCCUCCCCAGCUACUGUUAGCCGCUGUGGUAUGGUGUACUUAGAGCCCAGCAUCUUGGGCCUUAAGCCUUUCGUGAACUGUUACUUGAAAACGUUGCCAGACGGUAUCUUUGAUCAUAAGGACAAGUUACAGUCACUCUUUGAUAAAUUCUUAGAGGAUUCUCUCAAGUUUAUGAGGAGUAACACGAAAGAGUUUGUACCGACUGUCAAUAGUAACCUGACAUCCAGCCUGAUGCGCAUUCUGGAUUGCUUCUUUGCUCCAUUUGUGCCUAAAGAGGGGGAGACGAUUCGUUCAGAACACAUCGCUUUGGCUGAAUCCCUGAUUGAACCCUGGUUUAUCUUCUCCCUCAUCUGGUCCGUUGGAGGAACAUGUGACGGGGACGGAAGAAAGAAAUUCAGUGAAUAUCUAAGGAAGAAAAUGGAUGACGAGAAGAUUUCUAUGAUGUUUCCAAGUGACGGUCUGGUAUACGAUUACGCACUGGAGGAUGGUGGAGUCAGUCGAAAGCGCGGAAAGGAUGAUGACGACGAGGAUGAACAUACAGGGGAGGUGAAGUGGGUUAACUGGAUGGCUAACGUAUCUAUGCCUGACAUUCCACCGGAGAUGAACUUCUCCGAUAUCAUCAUACCCACCAUGGACUUAGUCAGAGGUUCAUUUCUGCUAGAAACGCUGUUAACAAACAACAAGAAGGUGAUGAGUGUUGGACCAACUGGCUCCGGCAAAACUCUUUGUAUAGCGAACAAACUUUUGAAUGAUAUGCCUAAAGAGUUCCUGUCGCAUUUCUUGAAUUUUUCUGCUCGAACAUCAGCUAAUCAAACACAAGACAUUAUAGACAGCAAACUAGACAAGAGACGUAAAGGUGUAUUUGGCCCUCCAUUGGGGAAACACUUCGUGUUUUUUGUCGACGAUCUUAACAUGCCUGCCCUGGAAGUGUAUGGAGCCCAGCCUCCGGUGGAAAUCCUGCGUCAAUACUGCGAUCAUAAGGGCUGGUACGACAGGAAAGCCAUCGGAACUUUCCGUGAACUGGUCGAUAUAAACUUUAUAGCGGCAAUGGGACCCCCAGGAGGUGGUAGGAAUCCCGUCACACCCCGAUUCCUCAGACACUUCAAUCAUUUGUCGUUCACUGAGCUGGAAGAUGAGAGUAAACAGAGAAUUUUCGCUACAAUUCUGAAGUCCUGGAUAGCUUCAUACGCAGGUGAGGACAAAGAGACACUCUGUGAAGGUUUGGUACGGAACACCAUCGCCGUUUAUAACACUGUUAUCACACAGCUACUGCCCACUCCAGCCAAGAGCCACUACACCUUUAACCUGCGUGACUUGUCAAAAGUUUUCCAAGGAAUCCUCAUGGCUCAAUCGGAGAAACUUGAGAACAAAGAAGCUGUGCUGCGGCUGUGGUACCAUGAGAACUGCCGAGUGUUCCAAGAUCGACUGGUAAAUGAUGAGGACAGGAAGUGGUUCGUGGAUCUGAUUCGAGACAAGAUGGCGUCUGGGUUUGAGUCGUCCUUGAAUGAUGUUGUCAAAGAUUCCACCAUGAUUUAUGGCGAUUUUAUGGUGCCCAGUGCUGAGAAUAAAAUUUAUGCUGAAGUUGCCAGUUUUGAAAAGAUGGUGAAAAUAAUGGAAGAGUACCUUGAUGACUACAAUCAGAUAAACACGGCGCAGAUGAAGUUGGUGCUCUUUACUGACGCUGUUCGUCACGUGUCACGAAUCAGCCGUGUGAUUCGCCAGCCGCUGGGUAACGCUCUACUUCUGGGUGUGGGAGGUAGCGGACGUCAGAGUCUGACAAGGCUCGCGGCCCACAUGGCUGAAUACGAGUGUUUCCAGAUUGAGUUAGCGAAAAAUUAUGGUGUUCCUGAAUGGCGGGAAGACCUAAAAAAGGUGCUGCUGAAAUCAGGUGUAGAGAACAAAUCGAUGGUGUUUCUUUUCAGUGACACACAGAUUAAGAGCGAAAGUUUUUUAGAAGAUCUUAACAACGUGCUAAAUGCUGGUGAUGUACCUAAUAUCUUCGCACAAGAUGAGCUGGACACGAUCUUCACAGCUAUGAAGCCGGUCGUUCUUGAUCAGGGUCUUCAGCCCACUAAAGCCAAUCUAUACUCAGCUUUCACCAAACGAGUGCGAGCCAAUACACACACUGUUGUCUGUAUGAGCCCAAUUGGUGAAAUAUUCCGAGCACGUCUUCGCCAAUUUCCGUCUUUGGUCAACUGCUGUACCAUUGAUUGGUUCUCCGCUUGGCCGAAGGAGGCCUUACGAUCCGUGGCGUCGACCUUCCUCGGAGAAAUUCCCGAACUGGAUGAAUCUUCGGCAAUGGAAGGCUUGGUGUCAAUAUGUGGAGUUAUUCAUCAGACAGUGGCUCAAAAGUCAAAGCAAUACCUGGCUGAGUUGUCCCGCCACAACUAUGUUACUCCCACCAGGUAACGAGUAGAGAUUGUGGUAUAUGUUGACCCGCCACAACUAUUAGAGAUUGUGGUAUAUGUUGACCCGCCACAACUAUGUUACUCCCACCAGGUAACGAGUAGAGAUUGUGGUAUAUGUUGACCCNGUACAGCUGAUGAAGUGGAGAAGCUACAGGAAGAAUUAGAGACCAUGCAGCCGUUGUUGGCUCAGGCAGCUGAAGAAACUGUAGAGACAAUGGAGAAGAUCAAAGUGGACUCGGUUGUUGCUAACGAGACAAAAGUUAUUGUACAACGAGAAGAAGAGGAAGCCGCUAAGAAAGCUGCAGAGACCCAGGCCAUCGCUGAUGACGCCCAGAGAGACUUGGACGAGGCCCUGCCAGCACUGGAAGCAGCCCUGACGAGUCUAAAAUCUUUGAACAAAACUGAUGUCGUGGAGGUUCGUGCUCUUCAGCGUCCUCCUCCAGGUGUAAAGCUUGUGAUUGAAGCUGUCAGUAUAAUGAAAGGUGUCAAACCCAAGAAGAUUGCAGGAGAAAAGGUUGGAACAAAAGUUGAUGACUACUGGGAGCCUGGUAAAGCUUUACUUCAAGACCCUGGGAAAUUUCUUGAAGGUCUUUUCAAGUUUGACAAGGACAACAUACCCGAUCCAGUGAUUCAGAAAAUACAACCGUAUAUUGACAACGAAGAUUUCCAGCCUGCUAACAUCGCGAAGGUGUCUAAGGCGUGUACGUCCAUCUGCCAGUGGGUACGAGCUAUGCACAAAUAUCACUUUGUGUCUAAAGCAGUGGCUCCUAAACGGGCUGCUCUAAAACAAGCCACAGAAGAGCUACAAGAAACCCAGCGAGUUCUUGCGGAAGCUAAAGCUCGGCUAGCCGAGGUGGAGGAGGGCAUUGCGUCCCUUCAGGCCAAAUACGAGGAGUGUAUUGCCAAGAAACAGGAAUUAGAAUUCAAAACAGAACAGUGCUCGGCCAGACUGGGUCGAGCUGAAAAGUUGAUUGGUGGCCUCGGUGACGAAAAAAUCCGCUGGCAUGAAUCAGUGCUGUCAUUUGAUGGUCAGAUUGUAAAUAUUGUUGGUGACGUCAUGAUUUCAUCCGGGGUCAUCGCCUACCUUGGCACCUUUACGGGCGAAUACCGCGUAUCAAUGGUCGAGGAAUGGUUAAGAGAAUUACGUGGUCUGGAAAUCCCUCAUUCAGACAACUGUUCACUCGUGCCAACACUUGGAGAUCCUGUAAAGAUUCGGAACUGGCAGAUCGCUGGUUUGCCCCGUGACACGCUGUCUGUGGAGAAUGGUGUUAUUGUGCAGUUCUCUCAGAGAUGGCCGCUUUUUAUUGACCCUCAAGGGCAGGCUAAUAAGUGGAUUAAGAGCUUAGAAAAAGACGCUGGUCUUGACGUAAUCAAACUCAGCGACCGAGAUUUCCUAAGAAGCUUAGAAAACGCUGUGCGUUUCGGUAAACCGUGCUUGUUGGAAAAUGUUGGAGAGGAACUGGAUCCAGCUUUAGAACCUAUCUUGCUAAAACAAACGUUCAAGCAGUCAGGCAGUACAGUGAUCAAACUCGGAGACGCCAUUAUCCCUUACCACGAUGACUUUAAGUUUUACAUCACUACAAAGCUUCCUAACCCACACUACACUCCUGAGGUGUCCACAAAGGUCACAAUUGUCAACUUCACUCUUUCACCAGGCGGUCUUGAAGAUCAGCUGUUAGCUCUAGUGGUUGCUGAGGAGAGGCCUGAUUUAGAAGAAGCUAAGAAUCAGUUGAUUGUCAGCAAUGCAAAAAUGAAACAAGAGCUCAAAGAGAUUGAGGACAAGAUUCUCCACAAACUAUCGGCAUCUGAAGGCAGCCCUGUGGAUGAUAUUGAUUUAAUUCACACGCUAGAGCAGUCCAAAGCCAAGUCCAUGGAAAUCAAGGCUAAAGUGGUGAUUGCAGAACAGACUGAAAAAGAUAUUGACGAGACACGUAGUCAAUACAUCCCUGUAGCUGUCAGAACUCAGAUACUCUUCUUCUGUACUUAUGACUUGGCCAACAUAGACCCUAUGUACCAGUACUCUUUGGAGUGGUUUAUCCGCAUCUUUCUUAACAGCAUAGCUAACGCUGAUGCGUCAGAUAACUUGGAAAAGCGAAUCGAGAACAUCAACAACUAUUUCACAUUCAGCUUGUACUCUAACGUGUGUCGCAGCUUGUUCGAAAAAGAUAAACUUUUGUUCUCAUUCCUCGUGUGCGUCAGAAUCCUGAUGAACGACAACAAGAUCAACAUGGAUGAGUGGCGUUUCCUAUUGGCUGGUGGCUCCGCUAUUCCCAAGGAGAUUGAGAACCCCGCCCAAGAUUGGCUGUCAGACCGAGCUUGGUCCGAAAUACUUCGACUACCAGUGCUACCCAAGUUUGCCAAUUUUGCUGAAGACUUCAAGAAUCACAUUGAGGGAUAUCGAAGAAUGUUCGACAGUGCUGACCCUCACCGUGAGCCGUUGCCUGAACCGUGGAACAGUGACCUGGAUUCUUUCCAGAAGCUUCUUGCGUUUAAAUGCUUGAGAGCUGACAAAGUUACCAAUGCAAUGCAGGAUUUUGUUUCUGAAAAUCUUGGCCAGCGAUUCAUUGAACCGCAGACGACAGAUUUGUCUCUUGUAUUUAAAGACUCGUCACCUACCACCCCACUCAUCUUCGUGUUGUCAGUUGGAACUGACCCAGCCGCAGACCUAUACAAAUUUGCUGAAGAAAUGAGGUUUUCAAAGAAACUUAGUGCGAUUUCUCUCGGCCAGGGUCAGGGUCCUCGUGCAGAAGCUAUGAUGCGCUCGGCCAUGGAGCGCGGAAAGUGGGUAUUUUUCCAGAACUGUCAUCUAGCCCCGAGCUUUAUGCCCAGUCUCGAAAGACUCGUGGAGAACAUUGAUCCAGACAAGGUACACCGUGACUUCCGCCUGUGGUUAACUAGCAUGCCAAGUCCCAAGUUUCCUGUCUCCAUUAUACAGAAUGGUUCAAAAAUGACCGUGGAACCUCCGCGGGGGAUUAAAGCCAACUUAUUGAGAUCUUUCACUGGAUUUAGUGACGAGUUCUAUGCAAGCUGUAAAAGGGAAGAAUUCAAGUUCCUUCUUUUCUCGCUGUGUCUUUUCCAUGGUGUCACCUUGGAGAGAAGGAAGUUUGGUGCGCUGGGUUUUAACAUCCCAUACGAAUUUACCACUGGAGACUUGAGGAUUUGUAUCAGUCAACUGAGCAUGUUCUUAGAGGAGUACGAAGAGGAAAUACCAUUCAAGGUCUUGAAAUAUACCGCUGGCCACAUCAAUUACGGCGGUCGUGUGACCGAUGACUGGGAUCGGCGUUGUAUAAUGAACAUCUUAAAUGAUUUCUACUCACCUGACGUGCUCAGCACUGAGCACAAGUUUUCCGAAUCUGGAAUUUAUCAUCAGCUUCCUCUAACAUCUGAUCACGAGCAUUAUCUUCGUUACAUUCGUGGUUUACCGAUCAACGACACUCCAGAGAUAUUUGCUCUUCAUGACAACGCUAAUAUCACUUUUGCUCAGAACGAGACGUUUAGUUUGCUUCAAGGAAUACUCAAGAUGCAGCCACGUGCGUCAUCUGGCGCGGGAAGGUCGCGUGAAGAGGUGAUGGAAGAAGCUGGCCGCAAUAUCCUAGAGAAGGUACCUCAACCCAUUUCUGUUUCCAUGGUGAUGGAGAAACACCCUGUGCGGUACGAGGAGUCGAUGAACACCGUGCUAAUCCAAGAAGUGAUUCGAUACAACAAACUGUUGGAGACUGUCAGACUGACACUAAAUGACCUGCUUAAAGCGCUCAAGGGGCUGGUGGUGAUGUCACAGGCUCUGGAGACAAUGUCAAACAGUAUUUUUAUCAACUCUGUGCCGGAAUUAUGGGCCAGUAAGGCCUAUCCGUCUCUAAAACCGCUGGCGUCCUGGGUAACUGAUUUGGUGGCUCGAGUUCAAUUCAUUGACAAGUGGAUUGAACAUGGAAUACCUCCAGUGUUUUGGAUAUCAGGUUUCUUCUUCCCUCAAGGAUUUUUAACCGGAACUCUGCAGAACUUUGCGAGGUCUUCUUCGAUCUCAAUCGAUGUGAUCACGUUCGACUUCGAGGUUAUGAGGAAAACCGAAGCUGAGUUAACCUCUCGUCCUAGUGACGGAUGCUUCAUUCGGGGUCUUUUCCUCGAAGGUGCUCGAUGGGAUUACGACAAACACGAAUUGACCGAAUCCCGACCGAAGGAGCUGUACACCGACAUGCCGAUCAUUUGGUUGAAACCGACGGCGAACCGAGAGAAGCCGAGCAAGGGUAUCUAUGACUGCCCAGUGUACAAAACCUUGACCAGAGCAGGUACACUAUCUACAACAGGCCAUUCCACAAAUUUUGUUCUUCCAAUUGAGCUGCCAAGCAGUCAGCUGCAACGCCACUGGAUCAAAAGGGGUGUGGCACUCAUGUGCGCUUUGAACUAUUAAACUGUUUCGUAGAGUCGAACAAGCUACAGGCGUUUGGUUUUCGAUAAAUUUCAGACGACAUUGUUGGGUUGCAUAUGUAAAUAGUUCCAUAUUUUUGUACGUUGUUUGUGCCAACGUUUCUUUCGUGUGUUUGAAUACCAGUUCGUGUAAUGUAUACAGACGGUUUUUCAAGUUGAAUCUUGUUCAUAAACGAUCAAGGAGGAACGUGACAAAAUGUUUUGUAAAUAGGAACUUUCACAACCAGUGCUACAUUGUCAAUUAUGUUUGAAUAUUUGGUAAAAUAUUAAAUAACAUAAAAUUUGACUUUUCCAUUCAUGUGCAAUUUCUCAACAUGCAACUUCAGCAAGUUCUUUAGUGGACAUUUUAUAAUAACACUUCCCAUAAUAAGAGUGUAUUGUUCAGAUACCAUGGCUGCCCUUGCACAACUGUUGACAUUUUAGUGAUGCAUGAAUACUUGAAAUUUCAACCAUAAGACAUUUUCUCAUGGGUAAACCUUCAUUGCAACUGUUGUGAAGUGUCUCUAAAAUGUGUUUCACAAUCAGCAACACUUCCCACAACAAAACUUAGUGAUUCAAAGUGGUAAGGGUGGUUUUUCCUCUAACAGGGAGGUGAAGAAUGUACUUGCCAUUCUUGCAGCAUACAGUGUUAUUCAAAAUGUUCCCUCAAGCAAAGAUUGUUCAAAAAGCCCUCGGCUCAUUGUUCAAAGUCUAAAUUUUACGCUGUUCACAUUAUAUAGAACAUGAUUCCGCAGUCCUCUUUUAAGAUAUUCCUGCACUAUCUCAUUGAUCUUCUUUGAUUUCAAGAGCUACAUUACUCUCCUGGGCUGGUUCAGUCUUCUUUACUUUUCUAGUUUUCUUAUAAGCCUUAUUAGCAUCAUGUGCUUCUGCCAGUUCUUUGCACAACCCUUCCAUAUGUGCAGCCUGAAAUGUGUGAAUUAAUAAGGAAAAAAAUCCCAAUGAAUAUGAAUCCUUAAACUCCAAUAUGUGCAAUAGACUUUUUCCUUCUUAUUGCUAUUUGAACAUUUUAAAUAAGUAUACACUAAAACAGUGGAUGAGGUUCUAGGUUCUGAUUGGCUAAUCAAACAUCAAAUUUCCUUUGUGCAGGAUUUGCACCCAAAAAUAUCAUAAGUAUUGAAGGGUUAAAUGAGUUAAAAUCACCUUUUUGUGCUAUAUUUUCUCACUGUUUUAGUAUAUACUUAAACAACCACUCACUGCAGUGUUGGUGGCUAGUGAUGGAUAUUAACUUUGUGGCUUUGAAAAUGUCGACAAUUGGCCACCUCAACUUCUGUGAAAAGUUGUUAAUUAUCCAGCAGGUAGGUUGUGAGAAUGAACAAACCCUAACCCUAUCAGUGGAGGGUGUUAUCUUGAUGUUAUACCAAAUUCUGUUACUGGUAACUACUUAACAAAUGCAAAGCCUGUAGAAGGGAGUUGAAGGAUUAAUUAAUGAUACCACAAAUAUUAGGUAAGUGGUAAUUUUAAUGAUCAGGAGAAUUUUCUAGACAAAAUAAAGAUCUUGUACACAC
Stylophora pistillata is the source of this 14276-nucleotide messenger RNA. RefSeq names its product dynein axonemal heavy chain 1-like. Gene Ontology annotation, cellular component: dynein complex. The record is from RefSeq and is a predicted model, not a curated record. Gene Ontology annotation, biological process: microtubule-based movement. Lineage: Eukaryota; Metazoa; Cnidaria; Anthozoa; Scleractinia; Pocilloporidae. Gene Ontology annotation, molecular function: dynein intermediate chain binding; ATP binding; dynein light intermediate chain binding.